AUGUCUGUGAUGUUGCAGACACCUUCUCGAGCUUCUACCGGAUCCAACUCUUCCUUCCAACCUCUUUCCCGACAAAACACCAUGUCUUCCUACGAGGGCUCACGGUCCGCCCGCCAGUCCAAGCGGUACUCCAUGUCGGCCUUGUACAUGUCCAUGUCCGCCAAUGAGUCCGACCUCAUAAUCGAAGAUGAGCUUGCUAGAGCCCAAAAGGUCUUGCGGGACCUCAAGACCAAGAUCUCUUCGCAAUCGAAAAAGAACUUCGUGCUUGAGAAGGACGUUCGCUACCUGGACUCGCGGAUUGCCCUGCUGAUCCAAAAUCGCAUGGCUUUAGAAGAGCAAAACGAAGUCGCUAGUCACCUGGAAGACGCAACCGAUAUACAAGAAGGCUCCUUCCCCAACGACGACAGAACACAAAAAUACGGGAAUUUGCUCUUCCUGCUGCAGUCCGAGCCCAGGCAUAUCGCGCAUCUGUGUAGACUUGUCACCAUGGCCGAGAUUGAUUCACUGCUUCAGACGGUUAUGUUCACCAUCUACGGAAAUCAAUACGAAAGCCGUGAAGAGCAUCUGCUCUUGACCAUGUUUCAGUCUGUCCUGACCUACCAGUUCGACAGUACACCCGAAUACUCCUCGCUUCUUCGCGCCAACACCCCGGUCUCGAGAAUGAUGACGACAUACACGAGAAGAGGUCCAGGUCAGACCUUUCUCAAAUCAGUUUUGGCUGAUAGAAUCAACAGCCUGAUUGAGCUCAAGGAUCUAGACCUCGAAAUCAACCCUCUCAAGGUCUAUGAGCGCAUGAUCGAAGAGGCCGAAGCGAAAGACCCUGAGAGCCCCGAGGCAAUGCUGCCCAAGGGAAUUACGCAGGAAGAGGCCGCUGAGAACCCAAAGGUGCAGGAGAUCAUCAACCCGCGGCUGACAAUGCUGACAGAGAUUGCCAAUGGUUUUUUGGAAACCAUCAUUGAUGGUCUCGAAGAAACCCCAUACGGAAUUCGGUGGAUUUGCAAGCAGAUUCGGAGUCUGACAAAGAGGAAAUAUCCCGAUGCCAAUGACCAGGUCAUUUGCACACUCAUUGGCAGUUUCUUCUUCCUUCGCUUCAUCAACCCAGCAAUUGUCACGCCCAAGUCGUAUAUGCUCAUUGACGGCAUACCCGCGGAGAAGCCGAGAAAGACGCUUACCUACGUCGCAAAAAUGCUCCAGAAUCUGGCCAACAAACCCUCAUACGCCAAGGAACCGUACAUGGCGAAGCUACAACCUUUCAUCCAUGCAAACAAGGACAAGGUCAACCGAUUCAUGCUCGAACUGUGCGAUGUGCAAGAUUUCUACGAGACACUUGAGAUGGACAACUAUGUUGCCCUUUCCAAGAAGGAUUUGCAGCUGGACAUCACACUUAACGAGAUCUACGCUAUGCACGGAUUGCUCGAGAAGCACGCUGGUGAGCUCUACAAGGAUGAGAACUCACAUCUGGCCAUCAUCAUGUCAGAGUUGGGUCCUGCUCCACCUCAGGUGCCGCGAAAGGAAAACAGGGUCGUCAAUUUGCCGCUAUUCAGUAGGUGGGAAACGGCCAUUGACGACCUGACCGCCGCCCUGGACAUUACCCAAGAAGAGGUUUUCUUUAUGGAAGCGAAGUCGAUCUUCGUGCAGAUCAUACGAACAAUCCCCGCGAAUUCGUCAGUAGUUAGGAGGCCGCUGCGGCUUGAACGCGUCGCAGAAGCGGCUGCAACGUCCAAGAAUGAUGCGGUUAUGGUCCGCAAAGGUAUUCGGGCGAUGGAGCUGCUAAGUCAGCUGCAGGAACUCAAGGUUGUCGACAAGAACGACCAAUUCUCGUUGCUACGAGAUGAGGUUGAGCAGGAACUUCAACAUCUCGGCUCUCUCAAAGAAGUCGUUAUGGCCGAGACUAUCAAGCUCGAGGAGGUUUACAAGACCAUCCGUGACCAUAACGCCUAUUUGGUCAACCAGUUGGACACUUACAAGAGCUAUCUCCACAACGUACGAAGCCAGAGCGAGGGCAAGACCAGAAAGCAACAGAAGCAACAGGUGCUAGGCCCGUACAAGUUUACCCAUCAGCAGCUUGAAAAAGAGGGUGUCAUUCAAAAGAGCAAUGUCCCUGAUAAUAGGAGGGCCAACAUCUAUUUCAACUUCACGAGCCCACUUCCGGGAACGUUUGUCAUCUCGCUGCACUACAAGGGUCGCAACCGAGGACUCCUCGAAUUGGAUCUCAAGCUCGACGAUCUCCUUGAAAUGCAGAAGGACAACCAGGACGAUUUGGACCUCGAAUACGUGCAGUUCAACGUCCCCAAGGUUCUCGCGCUACUCAACAAGCGCUUCGCCCGGAAGAAGGGGUGGUAG
This is a messenger RNA of Sordaria macrospora k-hell, 2343 nucleotides long. RefSeq lists its product as uncharacterized. Gene Ontology annotation, cellular component: cell cortex. Gene Ontology annotation, molecular function: protein binding; GTPase activator activity. Gene Ontology annotation, biological process: negative regulation of Ras protein signal transduction; regulation of GTPase activity. The record is from RefSeq and is a predicted model, not a curated record. NCBI's taxonomy places the organism in Eukaryota, Fungi, Ascomycota, Sordariomycetes, Sordariales, Sordariaceae.